CCCUCCGCUUGCUCACCACGCGUGAGUGAGGUCUACAGUUUGGGAAAAGUCUAUUUUGAAGACAUAAUUGUGUGUAUAAGACCUAUUUUUCAGCACUAUGGGAGGACAGGCAAAGGGCAAAAAGAAAAAUAAGCCGAAGAGGAAAGACAAACGCCCAAACAGCGAUGCAGGAUUUGUUGGAUUGUCCCCCCAGGAAAGAAUGAAAGUAAGAAUGCAUGAAAAAGCCAAGAAGAAGACAGCCGAGAAGUACUCUGUGCAACAGCUUCUAGAAAAGACAGAGGAAUGCAUGGACACUUUUGACUUUGAGAUGGCUGGUCUUUUCUGCCAACGAGCCCUGGAUGUGGAUUCCAACAACCUGCAAGCUCUAGACAUGCUGGGUCACAUCUGCUCUGAACUGGGAGACACACAGAAAGCUAAGGAAGUUUUUCUACGUGCAGUGGAGCUGAGCCCAGAUGUCGGCCACAGUAAGUACAUGUACCUGGGACAAAUCCACACAGGCCGAGAGGCUGUAGACUACUACACUCGAGGAAUACAAGUCCUGCUGUCUGCAUUGGACAAACAAGCACAGCCCACACAGGCUCAGGCUGGAGCCGCCGCCCCACCUGAUGAGAACCCUGAGCUCCCCACAGCGAAGGAUGUUUGUAUAGCCUACUGCUCCAUCGCAGAGAUUUACCUUGCAGACCUCUGCAUGGAAGAGGGAGCUGCAGACAAGUGCAGAGAGUUCAUUGAGAGAGCAUUAGAGUAUCACUAUGACAACCCUGAGGCUCUACAGCUCAUGGCCAGUUACCUGUUCAGUACAGAGAGAAACCAGGAAGGCAGAGAAUACCUGUUGAAGAGUGUUGGAUUGUGGCUACCUGCCCAGAAACAGAGUGCGGAUUCUUCCAGCGCAGAGCAAGAGAUGCAGAACGACAUCCCCCCGUACGAAUCCCGCAUCACCACAGCCAAACUGCUCAUCGAGUCCGAAGAAUACGAGAUGGCAGUUGAUGUUUUGGAGGGUCUUCUGGAGGAGGAUGAUGAAGUUGUCCAGGUGUGGUAUCUCUCCGGCUGGGUGUGCUACCUCCAAUUGGAAAAAGCAAAGGAGCAGCAAGAAAGAGAGGGGAGAGACGUGACGGAGGAGGAGAAAGAGGAGUGGAAGGCAUUGAAGGAGGCGGCCAGAUCAUACCUGACCAAUGCUAAGAAGCUGUACAGUAAGCUGCGAUGCGAUGACCAGCCGAUGUUCGAGCAUGUGGAGCAGCUGCUGGGCGAGCUGGGAGGAGAGCUGGAAGGAGACGAAGGAGCCCCAGUCUUGGAUGACGAUUAUGAACCCUGUAGUGAUGAGGAGGAGGAUGAUGCGGAUGUAGCCAUGGAACACUGACCACAGCCACUCGCUCAUGCUCUAAGAUUCCACUUUUCCCCAUCAUGCUUCCCUCUACCUUGAAUGUUCUGGUGCGCUCUCUGAAGUGCCUUUUUUUUUUUAACUGGUUUUCUUUUCAUGCCCGUUUAUCAAAGAUCAAUUUUGAAUUCAAGUAAGAUGCGCAAAAAGAGUGGCAUUAAAAGCUGCAGUCUGCUCAAUCUCUUUCAGUCAGUUGUUUAAUGCUUUUGGUGAAAUAAGUGCAUACUUGAGUAAUGCUUCCCUUAAUCUCCUUGACAGAUGUUGAUAAAGAAAAUUAAUUUUGGAGCUUUGCUUCUCACCAGCAGCAAAAGCAAAACACCUUUGAGUGCUUUUACCUUCUCAUACACACCAAUGCAUUGGUUUCUACGAGCAAAUACACAGCACGUGCGAAAACCCACAAAAGCUGCACGUUAAUUACUUCAGCUCCUCUCAGCACAGGCACACCAGUAGCCGCAGUGCUUCCCUCUCUGACUGUGGGAAAGCGAAAUAUCUCAUUGAGGUGUGAACAUUAUUAGAAAACUAUGUCUGCCAACAAACAGUUAAUUCUAACUUUACAUGUGACGUUUGUAGUACUCCAAGUUUAGGUAAUUCUUGAAUUUUUAUGCUAUUCGGUUUAUUCUCCCACUUUGGGUUUUUCCCCUCCUUUUUUGUUAGCUCAUUGGAUUCAACAAGACAAGACACAAUAGAGAGGAUUUGGCAUUAACUUAUGCAGCAUGCGUUUCUCUCACUGCUAGACUGUUCAAAGUGUCUGGCACAAAGCCUUUCUAAAAGGAGAAACAGGCAACUCUGACUUAGUAUUUUUACUGUAGUUUUCACAUUGCAGCCUUUUCAACUUCUCAGACAGAGGUAUGUAGCGUAAUGGCGUGGGUUAAGGUAAUGGCAUGGGCCAAUAAUGGGCUUUUUAAAAUAUUUUUGUACAAUUGAGAGCAGCAAGGUGAAGAGGCAGGGUUUGUACAUCUGAUUGGUAGACAGCUAGAUAUGCAGCUACCUUCUGUGGACAAAAAGAUCAUAGCAAGAUCUUAUUGUUUUUUUUGUAACCAGCAGCACAAAACUCAAAAUGUAAGCCAUUCACAGAAUGCCAAACUACUGGUUCAGGUCAGAGAUGUCAGACUGAAAAUGAAAAAAAAAAAAAAAAAAAAAACCUGCAUUGUGACGGUAUUGGACAUACACAUACCUGAUAUCUUGAAAUGUUACAGACAUAUGUAUAGUCCAUAAAUGUCUCUUCGUGAUUUUUGCCCCAAACAUAAUUUCAAAACACAGUUUGUAGUUUUCAACUCAGAAAAUAUACUGAACAGUUUUUUUGUUCUUCAUAAACUGACAUUUACCGUUUUUUUUUUUCACAAAGUAUUCUUCCAUGCAUUAUGCCUGUCAACAAACAAAGCACACCACAGGCAUUCAUUGCUGUGCAGCCCCUUUGAAGAGUUUCAUAACCGGUAAAUGGGAACGUUAUCUGAGAUCCUGCUCCUGAUAGUGACCCUGCUGCAAGCUGAGAGGCCUGUUCGGGGAUACAGGGGUUCAGAUACCAUGAUCUGAUUGUGUGCGUUUGUGUUUGAAGAGUGUAAAAUAAAGCUGAAGAGAAACGUUACCAAUACGAUACUGCGUGUUUGCAUGUAUGUGGUACACCGUAUAUGCCGCAGAUAUUGAUAGCUUAAUGUGAAAUGAUGCGUUGUUAUUUGUGGCCUGAGCUCGGCUCAGAAAUAUUUAUGUCCGUGAUGUUUAGUAUAUGAUAAUGCACCAGGAGUACAGGCCUCGAGGACUGACUACCUGGAGCGAUGCUGUCAUCUCCUAUUUGGCUUUAUAAUUAACUGGGCUGUAGUGUGUAACGUGUGUCUGCAUCUAUGUGUGUGUUACUGCACGCGUCCAUGCAGCUCAUCUGCAGUGCUGUGUGAUUAAUGACUCCAGGGGUGAGUGAACAUCGGCGGUCAGGCCUUUCUGGUUAUUCUGAGCUGACCUAGUGUGAGUGGGCCACAGUGGACACAAAGCCUCAGGUGAUCUCAAAAUCCUCGUCUAGUCUCUCACCUGUGCAUCAGCCCCGGCACUGCAGGAAUAUUUUCACUCGCUGAGAGAGGUGAGUGCAGUUUCUACACAAGGACACACAUUCAAUCACUGAGAAAGGACACUCACUGUUUACUCUCAUUGUUUCCCACUCUAUGCUGAAAAUCGCUCUUUGAAUGGCCAGAAUAGCUCUCUUAGUGGCUAAAGCACAGAAAUAAUCAGACUUGUAUAAAUACAUUGCCAGACCACAAAGCCUACAAAGCCUUAUCUUUCAUGUUUUCAUGUUCCAAAUGUCCAUGAAUUAACAAAUAUAUACU
Molecule: messenger RNA, 3684 nt
Organism: Chelmon rostratus (copperband butterflyfish)
Lineage: Eukaryota; Metazoa; Chordata; Actinopteri; Chaetodontiformes; Chaetodontidae
Product: probable assembly chaperone of rpl4
Exons: 11
Coding region: 98-1354 (418 amino acids)
Biological process (GO): cell division
Molecular function (GO): protein binding
Source: RefSeq, a predicted model, not a curated record